UAUUUAUGGAGUUAUGAUUGUGUAUGCAUAUACGUAGAAUCUCUCGCGGCGACACAGCUGAUUCACCCGAUUGUUGUACCGGAUAAAAAGAUGAACGAGCGUUAUUCGCAAUAACGGAGCUACUUUGCUGAUCGAGAAGGAAAAUCACACCUCGGAGGGACACAAAGAUGGGAUGUUGCUACAGCUUUUGCAAGGAGGACAGCGGGCCGCAGAGUGGAGAAGCGAACGAGAGAACACACUUGCUGGUAGAUCCCGUCAGUAAUAAUACAAACAUACCGAGAGUACAUAGUGACGAUUAUGUUAACCAAUACGCAAGCUCCGUGCCUAAGAAGACGGAUGAGCAGAGUGCAUUGAAUAGAAUUUUACACGAAACUGCAGCCAAUGUCAUAGAUGUGGGCGCAUUGGAUACGCAUAAUCUGGAACAGCACGAAUACAUGGAUAGAUCUCGCGCGUAUUCGAGGAGAAUAGAAUCGGGCCGAAUUAAACUCCCCGAGGCUGCGUCUUGCCUACUCAAGGACAUACCUGCUCCGGAACGAGUAUUAGCGGCCGAUCCACUCGCUGUUGAAGAUGAAGAACUGAUUACAGAAAUGCUCAACAAGGCUGUGACAGCGUUAGGCGAUGUAAAGGUCGAACACAAGGAAGAUUUGGUCGUUCCAUUUCUAUCGUGAUCGUUAAAUGUCUCUUGAAUUUAUUUAUAAUUUCACCUCAUUUGACUGGAACAUCGUACGUUUGUCCAAGAUAAAUCGACCCGGCUCUGAAUUACCACACUUGUUCUGAGAUGAAGGAUCGAUUUUAUUAUCUAAUAUGUCGUGUAUUAUAAAGAGUGUUAAAUUACUAUUAUUGAUUUAUUGUUUAUGCUUGCUAUGUACCAAUAGCUUUACGAUUAUUGAAUAGAGAUAUACAUUUUUCUCUCUCUUAUUUUUUACUUUGAGGUUUAGAAUUAAGAUGUGCGCCAUAAUCUUUUGCACAUUUUAUCCAUAUAAAAUGUUUAUGUAAAAAAUUGAUUUGUAAUGUUACUACCGCACGCGAGCACUGAUGGCAUCAUUUUUGGCCAAUUUUCAAUCUAUUACUUUUCUACAAAUAUAUCGAAGGAGAUUAUUUUUCGCGACUUGCCUAUCACAUUAUAUAUAUAUAUUAUCUUUAAUAUAAUAUAAUAUAUGAUAUCAAUUGUUAAAUACAAAUUUGAUGAAUGUUGAAGCUACUCGGUUGCAUUUUGAAAGUUUAAUUUACAAAACAAACUUUAUAUUCAAAUUAUCCAACUAUUAAUGUCUGAAUGCUUUUCAGAAGGAAAAUCGAUUUCAAAGUGACUAAAGAAUGUGCUAAUGGUUAUACGCAAUAACAGCAGAACAUUUUGUAUAUACCUACCUUCAAGUAAUAAAAAAAUGCUAUUAUAUUUUA
Molecule: messenger RNA, 1398 nt
Organism: Vollenhovia emeryi
Lineage: Eukaryota; Metazoa; Arthropoda; Insecta; Hymenoptera; Formicidae
Gene: Lamtor1
Product: ragulator complex protein LAMTOR1
Exons: 5
Coding region: 168-668 (166 amino acids)
Biological process (GO): cholesterol homeostasis; lysosome organization; positive regulation of TOR signaling
Cellular component (GO): membrane raft; Ragulator complex; lysosome
Molecular function (GO): molecular adaptor activity; guanyl-nucleotide exchange factor activity
Source: RefSeq, a predicted model, not a curated record